AUGCAAGACUUGGAAGACGAUAAUUGUGGUGCCCAUUUACUUAAAAACUUUUCCGGUACGAUUGCCUCAACUGGACAGACUUCGAUAUGCUCACAACAAGAACCCAAACGAGAUUUUAAUAAUUCAAGAAGGUGUAGAUCACCAAUAUAUAAAAUAGAAUCACAACAAUUAAAACAGUGGGAAAGAGAAUCGAUGCAUAAUAUUAAAAACAAAACAAAAUCACAGCAACAAUCAAGAAAUUUACAUAACAAGAAAGAAAGAAAUAUUUUCGAACCCUCGUUAAAUACCCCAACAGAUUCAGAUGUAGUUUACGAAUAUGUAGAUUGGAAUAAUUUCGGAGAUCAUUUUGUUGAUGAUAAAAAUAAAAAAUAUAAUCAAGAUGAAAGUAAUAGACAUUAUGAUCCCGUGCCUUUAGCUCCAGAAAAUACAACAUUUUCUAUUGGAAAACCCUUCCUAUUUAAUUCCGACAAUGAAUAUCUACAACCCAAAUCAUUAACUAUUGAUACAUCCACAAUCUCAACGAGGGCAGGUGGGAGAACAACAACAGAUUUAUUUUUGACUGAUAAUGAUUUGAUAAAAACAAGUCCCCCUCAACUUUUGAGCAGAAUAUCAAAACAAAACCAGUUCGGAAAUACCAGCAACUUUAAUGUUGACAAACCAGAAUUAGUUAAAACACAAAAACCAUCACAAUUUAUUAAAGAAUUUAAGGAAAGUGAAAAACGUUUUGCUAAGAUACCCAAAGUAACAUUUUCAACACCCCUUCAACAAAAUGGGUUGCCAAAACCUGUAAGUUAUUCUCUAAUAUUUUUAAAGAAUAUAUUGGUUCUAUCAGAAAAUUUUUUAGGAAUCACCGAUUAG
Meloidogyne enterolobii is the source of this 858-nucleotide messenger RNA. The record is from the annotation of a GenBank genome assembly. NCBI's taxonomy places the organism in Eukaryota, Metazoa, Nematoda, Chromadorea, Rhabditida, Meloidogynidae.